CAGGUACAUCCGGGCCACUAAAGAAAAUAGGGGCCUUUUUCAAGCGUACGCCAUCACUGGCGUAACGUAGUAUAUUUUAUUGACAGAAAAAUCAAAAACCAUCCAAUAUGGUGAAUUUUACGGUAGACGAGAUCAGAGGGAUGAUGGACAAGAAGCGGAAUAUCCGCAACAUGUCCGUCAUCGCCCACGUAGACCACGGCAAGUCGACAUUGACAGACUCCCUGGUGUCCAAAGCCGGUAUUAUCGCGAACGCCAGGGCCGGCGAGACACGCUUCACCGACACCCGCAAAGAUGAACAAGACAGAUGUAUCACCAUUAAAUCCACUGCCAUCUCUAUGUUCUUUGAACUUGAAGAGAAGGAUCUGGUCUUCAUCACAAACACUGACCAGAGAGAAAAGGGUGAAAAGGGUUUCUUGAUUAACCUGAUUGACUCGCCUGGACACGUUGACUUCUCUUCCGAAGUAACAGCUGCUCUCCGUGUAACUGAUGGAGCCCUGGUGGUUGUUGACUGUGUUUCCGGUGUGUGUGUGCAAACGGAGACAGUGCUGCGUCAGGCCAUCGCCGAGCGCAUCAAGCCAAUUCUCUUCAUGAACAAGAUGGACCGUGCCCUGCUCGAGUUGCAGCUUGAAUCUGAAGAGCUUUACCAGACAUUCCAGCGUAUUGUUGAAAACGUCAACGUUAUUAUCGCCACCUACAAUGACGAUGGUGGUCCCAUGGGUGAGGUGCGUGUGGACCCCAGCAAGGGCUCAGUGGGCUUUGGCUCCGGGCUCCACGGCUGGGCCUUCACCCUUAAACAGUUCUCGGAGAUGUAUGCUGACAAGUUCAAGAUUGACCUUGUCAAACUUAUGAACAGACUAUGGGGAGAGAACUUCUUCAAUGCCAAGACCAAGAAGUGGUCCAAACAGAAGGACAACGACAACAAGCGUUCGUUCUGCAUGUACGUGCUAGACCCCAUCUACAAGGUGUUCGACGCUAUCAUGAACUUCCGCAAGGAGGAGAUCGACGGUCUCCUCAAGAAGCUCGGUGUCACACUCAAACACGAGGACUCUGACAAGGACGGCAAAGCUCUGCUUAAGGUUGUAAUGAGGAGUUGGUUGCCGGCGGGUGAAGCGCUGCUUCAGAUGAUUGCCAUCCAUCUGCCCUCGCCCGUGGUGGCGCAGAAGUACCGUAUGGAGAUGUUGUACGAAGGACCUCAGGACGAUGAGGCUGCUAUCGGUAUCAAGAACUGUGACCCAGAAGCACCUCUGAUGAUGUACGUGAGCAAAAUGGUACCGACCUCGGACAAGGGUCGUUUCUACGCGUUCGGUCGUGUGUUCUCCGGCCGCGUGGUCACCGGACAGAAGGGCCGCAUCAUGGGACCUAACUACCAGCCCGGCAAGAAAGAGGAUCUGUACGAGAAGACCAUCCAGCGUACAAUCCUGAUGAUGGGUCGUUACGUGGAGGCGAUCGAGGACGUGCCGUGCGGCAACAUCUGCGGUCUGGUCGGCGUCGACCAGUUCCUCGUCAAGACAGGAACCAUCACCACCUUCAAGAACGCGCACAACAUGAAGGUCAUGAAGUUCAGUGUAUCUCCCGUGGUGCGUGUUGCCGUGGAGCCCAAGAACCCCGCCGACUUACCCAAGCUGGUGGAGGGUCUGAAGCGUCUGGCCAAGUCGGACCCUAUGGUGCAGUGCAUCAACGAGGAGUCUGGCGAGUACAUCGUCGCCGGCGCUGGAGAGCUGCAUCUUGAAAUCUGUCUUAAGGACUUGGAAGAAGACCACGCGUGCAUUCCCAUCAAGAAGUCUGACCCCGUGGUGUCGUACCGUGAGACUGUGAACGAGGAGUCUGACCAGAUGUGCCUUUCCAAGUCGCCCAACAAGCACAACCGUCUCUUCAUGAAGGCCCAGCCCAUGCCUGAUGGUCUGCCCGAAGAUAUUGAUGAGGGCCGCGUCAACCCGCGUGACGACUUCAAGACCCGUGCCCGUUACCUGGGCGAGAAAUACCAGUACGAUGUGACGGAGGCGCGUAAGAUCUGGUGCUUCGGCCCCGAGGACACCGGCCCCAACAUUCUGGUGGACUGCUCCAAGGGAGUGCAGUACCUCAACGAGAUCAAGGACUCAGUGGUGGCAGGCUUCCAGUGGGCCACCAAGGAGGGUGUCAUGGCGGAGGAGAACCUGCGAGGUGUCCGCUUCAACAUCUAUGAUGUUACGCUGCACACGGACGCUAUCCACAGAGGUGGCGGCCAGAUCAUUCCGACGACCAGGAGAUGUCUGUACGCGUGUCUGCUGACCGCCAAGCCCAGGAUCAUGGAGCCUGUCUACCUUUGCGAGAUUCAG
This is a messenger RNA of Papilio polytes (common Mormon), 2315 nucleotides long. It is a transcript of the gene eEF2, whose product is annotated as translation elongation factor 2. Gene Ontology annotation, biological process: translational elongation. Gene Ontology annotation, cellular component: cytosol; ribonucleoprotein complex. Gene Ontology annotation, molecular function: GTPase activity; ribosome binding; GTP binding. The record is from RefSeq and is a predicted model, not a curated record. NCBI's taxonomy places the organism in Eukaryota, Metazoa, Arthropoda, Insecta, Lepidoptera, Papilionidae.